AUGGCGCAGAAAGGAGUUCAGCUGGACCGGCAAACUUUCUCUUGUUCAAUCUGUCUGGAUCUACUGAAGGAUCCGGUGGCUACUACAUGUGGACACAGCUACUGUAUGAAGUGUAUUAAAACACACUGGGAUGAAGAGGAUAGAAAGGGAAUCUACAGCUGCCCUGAGUGCAGACAGACGUUCACACCGAGGCCUGUCCUGCUGAAAAACACCAUGUUAGCAGUUUUAGUGGAUGAGAUGAAGAAGACUGGACUCACAGCAGCUGCUGCUGCUGCUGAUCUCUGCUAUGCAGGACCAGAAGAUGUGGCCUGUGAUGUCUGCACUGGGAGAAAACGGAAAGCCCUCAAGUCCUGUCUCACCUGUCCAGCCUCUUACUGUGAGCAACACCUCCAGCCUCAUUAUGACGCAGCUCCGUUUGCAAAACACAAGCUGGUGGAGCCCUCAGAGAAGCUGCAGGAGAACGUCUGCUCUCAGCACGAUGAGGUGAUGAAGAUGUUCUGCCGUACUGAUCAGAAGUGUAUCUGUUAUCUCUGCUCUGUGGACGAACAUAAAGGCCACGACAUGGUCUCAGCUGCAGCAGAACGGACAGAGAAGCAGAAAGAGCUGGAGGUGAGUCGACAAAACAUCCAGCAGAGAAUCCAGGACAGAGAGAAAGAUGUGAAGCUGCUUCAACAGGAGGUGCAGAACAUCAUUCGCUCUGCUGAUAAAACAGUGGAGGAUGGCGAGAAGAUGUUCACUGAGCUGAUCCGUCUCUUGGAGGAAAGAAGCUCCGAGGUGAAGCAGCAGGUCAGAUCCCAGCAGGAAACUGAAGUGAGUCGAGUCAAAGAGCUUGAGGAGAAGCUGCAGCAGGAGAUCAGUGAGCUGAAGAGGAAAGACGCUGAGCUGAUGAAGCUCUCACACACAGAGGACCACAACCAGUUUCUGCACAGCUUCCCCUCACUGUCAGCACUCAGUGAGUCUACAUCCAGCAUGGAGAUCCGUCCUCUGCGCUACUUUGAGGACGUGACAGCGGCUGUGUCAGAAGUCAGAGACAAACUACAGGAUGUCCUGAGAGAGGAAUGGACAAACCUCUCACUGACAGUGACUGAUGUGGAUGUUUUACUGCCACAACCAGAGCCCACAACCAGAGCUGGAUUCUUAAAAUAUUCAUGUGAGAUCACACUGGAUCCAAACACAGCAUACACACGGCUGAUAUUAUCUGAGGGGAACAGAAAAGCAACAUACAAGAGGGAUCACCAGUCCUAUCCAAGUCACCCAGACAGAUUCACUGAUCGGUCUCAGGUCCUGAGUAGAGAGAGUCUGACUCGACGUUGUUACUGGGAGGUGGAGUGGAGAGAGGGUGCAGUUCUUGUAGCAGCUUCAUACAAGAACGUCAGCAGAGGGUCGAAUGAGUCUGUAUUUGGAUGCAAUGACAAAUCUUGGUCAUUAGAAUGUUACAACAACAAUUGUACAUUUUUGUACAACAACAUCCACACUCCCAUCUCAGGUCCUCUACCCUCCAGAGUUGGAGUGUACCUGGAUCACAGAGCAGGUAUUCUGUCCUUCUACAGCGUCUCUGACACCAUGACCCUCCUCCACAGAGUCCAGACCACGUUCACUCAGCCGCUCUAUGCUGGACUUCGGCUUUAUGACCGUUUCGGAGCCACUGCUGAGUUCUGUAAACUCAAAUAACCAAAAUAUUAAUUUAAUUUAAAGGAUGCAGGUUAAAAUGUGUUUUAACUCGUACAGCUCCCAUAUUGUUCUUCUUUGUUGUGUUUUAUAAGAAUAUACAUUUGUGGUUUUACGUUCUAAAACCAUCUCAGUUCAGUUGUACAUCUGCUCUCUCAGCCUCCUUCUGCAGCUCCAGCGAGCUCAGAUCAUUUUGGGCCUGUC
Messenger RNA from Centropristis striata (black sea bass), 1872 nucleotides. RefSeq names its product tripartite motif-containing protein 16-like. Gene Ontology annotation, molecular function: zinc ion binding; protein binding. The record is from RefSeq and is a predicted model, not a curated record. Lineage: Eukaryota; Metazoa; Chordata; Actinopteri; Perciformes; Serranidae. Bases 1 to 1671 code for a protein of 556 amino acids. The transcript has a single exon.